Conger conger (European conger) is the source of this 5850-nucleotide messenger RNA. RefSeq names its product PDS5 cohesin associated factor A (gene pds5a). Gene Ontology annotation, biological process: mitotic sister chromatid cohesion; DNA repair. The coding region runs from base 184 to 4128 and encodes 1314 amino acids. The transcript is spliced from 33 exons. The record is from RefSeq and is a predicted model, not a curated record. Gene Ontology annotation, cellular component: nucleus; chromatin. Lineage: Eukaryota; Metazoa; Chordata; Actinopteri; Anguilliformes; Congridae.
UCAAACGGAGGGUGGCACUCUCUCUCUGUUUUCUCCGGCGACACUGAGAACUGCACUGGCUGCCUAUCAGAAGGAUCUUUGUGCCGAAACUAAAAACCUCACCUAAACCUGACUCAUGCACUAAAACAACACAUUAAUGAGAGGCCAGUAGAGGACCGUGUGGAUACAGCGACGUUUGCGAGAAUGGAGUUCCCACAGCAUCAGAGGCCGGCGGAUGGCAAAAUCACCUACCCGCCAGGGGUUAAAGAUAUUACGGACAAGAUUAGUAAUGAUGAGGUGGUCAAACGAUUAAAGAUGGUGGUGAAGACCUUCAUGGACAUGGACCAGGACUCGGAGGACGAGAAGCAGCAGUACAUGGCGCUGGCGCUGCACCUGGCGUCCGAGUUCUUCCUGCGCAACCCCAACAAGGACGUGCGGCUGCUGGUGGCCUGCUGCCUGGCGGACAUCUUCCGCAUCUACGCCCCCGAGGCACCCUACACCUCCCACGACAAGCUCAAGGACAUCUUCUUGUUCAUCACCAGGCAGCUGAAGGGCCUGGAGGACACAAAGAGCCCUCAGUUUAACAGAUACUUCUACCUGCUGGAGAACUUGGCCUGGGUCAAGUCCUACAACAUCUGCUUUGAGCUGGAAGACUGCAACGAGAUCUUCAUUCAGCUCUUCAAAACGCUCUUCUCUGUCAUCAAUAACAGCCAUAAUCAGAAGGUGCAGAUGCACAUGCUGGACCUCAUGAGCUCCAUCAUCACAGAGGGGGAUGGAGUGACACAGGAACUGCUGGACACCAUCCUGAUCAACCUCAUACCCGCGCACAAGAAUUUGAAUAAGCAGGCAUACGAUCUCGCUAAGGUUCUCCUGAAGAGAACCGUGCAAACCAUUGAGACCUGCAUCGCCAAUUUUUUCAACCAGGUGCUGGUGCUGGGCCGGUCGUCUGUGAGUGACCUGUCGGAGCACGUCUUCGACCUGAUCCAGGAGCUGUUCGCCAUCGACCCCCUGCUGCUGCUGUCCGUCAUGCCCCAGCUGGAGUUCAAGCUCAAGAGCAAUGACGGUGAGGAGCGCCUGGCAGUGGUGCGGCUGCUGGCGAAGCUGUUUGGGGCGAGGGACUCGGAGCUGGCCAGUCACAACCGGCCGCUCUGGCAGUGCUUCCUGGGAAGGUUCAACGAUAUCCACGUGCCUGUGAGACUGGAAUGUGUGAAGUUUGCCAGCCACUGCCUGAUGAACCACCCUGACCUGGCCAAAGAUCUCACAGAGUUUCUCAAAGUGCGGUCACAUGACCCAGAGGAGGCCAUUCGCCACGAUGUCAUCGUCACCAUCAUCAACGCCGGGAAGAAGGACUUGAAUCUGGUGAACGACCAGCUGCUGGGCUUCGUCCGGGAGCGGACGCUGGACAAGAGGUGGCGGGUUCGAAAGGAGGCCAUGAUGGGCCUGGCCCAGCUCUAUAAGAAGUACUGCCUCCACCACGAGGCCGGCAAGGAGUCGGCCCAGAAGAUCAGCUGGAUCAAAGACAAGCUUCUGCACAUCUACUACCAGAACAGCAUCGACGACAAGCUGCUUGUGGAGAAGAUCUUUGCACAGUAUAUGGUCCCUCACAGCCUGGACACUGAGGAGAAGAUGAAGUGUCUGUACUACCUGUAUGCCUGCCUGGACCCCAAUGCUAUCAAAGCGCUGAACGAGAUGUGGAAGUGUCAGAACAUGUUGCGGAGUCUGGUUCGAGAGCUGCUGGACCUGCACAAACUGCCUGUGUCGGAAGCCAACAGCACUGCCAUGUUGGGGAAGCUGAUGACCAUCGCCAAGAACCUUCCGGACCAGGGCAAGGCACAGGACUUCAUGAAGAAGUUUAACCAGGUGCUGGGGGAGGAUGAGAAGCUCCGGGCCCAGCUGGAGCAGCUCAUCAGCCCCACCUGCUCCUGCAAGCAGGCCGAGGUCUGCGUGAGGGAGAUCACCCGUAAGCUGACGUUCCCCAAGCAGCCCACCAACCCCUUCCUGGAGAUGGUGAAGUUCCUGCUGGAGCGCAUCGCCCCCGUGCACAUCGACUCCGAGGCCAUCAGCGCGCUGGUGAAGCUGCUCAACAAGUCGAUAGAGGGCACAGCAGACGACGACGACGAGGGCGUGACGCGAGACGGCGCCAUUCGCUACGGCCUGGAGCUGCUCAAGGUGCUGUCGUUCACCCACCCCACCUCCUUCCACUCGGCCGAGACCUACGAGUCCCUGCUGCAGUGCCUGAAGAUGGAGGACGACAAGGUGGCCGAGGCGGCCAUCCAGAUCUUCAGGAACACCGGGCACAAGAUCGAGACGGAGAUGCCACACAUCCGAUCGACCCUGAUCCCCAUCCUGCACCAGAAGGCCAAGAGGGGCACCCCUCACCAGGCCAAGCAGGCCGUCCACUGCAUCCACGCCAUCUUCCACAACAAGGAGGUGCAGCUCGCACAGAUCUUUGAGCCCCUGUCCCGCAGCCUGAAUGCAGACGUCCCAGAGCAGCUCAUCACCCCGCUGGUCUCUCUGGGACACAUCUCCAUGCUGGCCCCAGACCAGUUCGCCUCGCCCAUGAAGUCCAUCGUGGCCAACUUCAUCGUCAAGGACCUGCUGAUGAACGACCGGUGUGUAGGCAAUAAGAAUGGAAAACUAUGGACCAGCGAUGAGGAAGUUUCUCCAGAGGUGCUGGCCAAGGUCCAGGCCAUUAAGCUGCUGGUGCGCUGGUUAUUGGGGAUGAAGAACAAUCAGUCCAAAUCGGCCAACUCCACCCUGCGGCUCCUGUCCGCCAUGCUGGUGAGCGAGGGGGACCUCACCGAGCAGAAGAAGAUCAGUAAAUCGGACAUGUCCCGGCUGAGGCUGGCGGCUGGCAGCGCCAUCAUGAAGCUGGCCCAGGAGCCCUGUUACCAUGACAUCAUCACGCCCGAGCAGUUCCAGCUCUGCGGCCUGGUCAUCAACGACGAGUGUUACCAGGUGCGGCAGAACUUCUCCAUGAAGCUGCACCUGGCGCUGGUGAAGCUGACGCUGCCGCUGGAGUACAUGGCGGUGUUCGCGCUGUGCGCCAAGGACCCGGUGAAGGAGCGCCGCGCCCACGCCCGCCAGUGCCUGCUGAAGAACAUCAGCGUGCGCCGCGAGUUCAUCAAACAGAACCCCACAGCGGCAGAGAAGCUGCUGUCCCUGCUGCCGGAGUACGUGGUGCCCUACAUGAUUCACCUGCUGGCGCACGACCCCGACUUCACCAAGCCCCAGGACUCUGAGCAGCUCCGCGACAUCAAGGAGUGUCUGUGGUUCAUGUUGGAGGUGCUGAUGACGAAGAGUGAGAAUAACAGCCACGCCUUCCUGCGGAAGAUGGUGGAGAGCAUGAAGCAGACCAAGGACGCACAGGCGCCAGAUGACCCCAAAGCCAACGAGAAGCUGUACAUCGUGUGCGACGUCGCCCUGUUUGUGAUAGUCAACAAGAGCACGUCCUGUCACCUGGAGUCUCCCAAAGACCCCGUGCUGCCCACAAAGUUCUUCACUGCUCCCGACAAGGACUUUGUGAAUGAUAAGGAGUACUUAUCGUCUGAGGCCAGGACUGUACUCCUAACAGGAAAGCCCAAGCCGGCCGUGCUGGGCGCAGUGAACAAGCCGCUGGCGGUGGCGGGCAGGAGGCCGUACACCAGGGCCCCCAGCUCCGGGACGGGCAGCAUCGCCAGCGUCAACUCUGAGACCAGCUCCCCGGCGGGGAACAAAGGGAGGGACGUGGUGAUGGAGGUGUCAGAGACGGGGGCGAGCGAGAACGAGGAGAACCCCCUCAUCCUGAAUACGGAAGAAAUUAAGAAGGAGGUUAACGCAGAGGCGGGUCAGGGCGGGGUAAAGAAGAGGGCCAUGGAAGUCCCCGGCUACGAAAACGACGGGGCGUCGGACAGCUCUGUCCCCGUCCCCAACAAGCCCCGGCGAGGCCGGCCCCCCAAGUCUCUGACCGCCGGGGCGGGCACGGUCAGCGCCGCCGAGAAAGAGGGCGCGGCCGGGCCAGGGAGGGGCAGGAAGAGGGCGGCGGCCUCAGCUCAGGACAAUACCAGCGGCCCCACAGUGGAGCCAAUCACCAUCAAGAUACCAAAACAGCAGAAGGACACGGAGGGCAAGAGGGCGGGGCCGCAAAGACAGAUGGACCUGCAGAGGUAAAGAGAAAAUGGACACCGAGACCCAGACGAUAAGAGGACUGUGUGCUGCUGUAUCCAAACCCCACUGCUGCAGGAACACAGCGCCCCCCUCAGACUGCAGAGCGCUUCUGGUCCCCAUGAGGACCGCAUGUACACGGAACGGACACACACAAUACACACGCACAUAAUACACACACUUCCUUCAGAUCCCUUACUUGUGAAGUAAGCCGCCUCAGGAGAAUGGGCGUAAAAGGGAAGAACAUUAGGAGUGGUUCACCGAAAGGUUGUUUAAAUGUGUUUUUAAAUAUUGGCCUCAAAUGAAACAUUUUCCCACUUUUGAUCAGGUUUAACGUUGCUUACUCAAAUUUGGUUCCUGUUUUCAGUCUGAAAUUGCUUAGGGGGAUGUCUUGUGGUUGCCAUUUUAUUUUUUAAGGAUGUAUUCGCAUUUGUAAAUAGCAGUUGGUAAUAUACAUGAUGGUAAGCUGAGCAACUGAGCCAUCAUAAUGAAUUUCAGAAAGAACGUGAAGCCAAAUACUAGUAUGUGUUGGGUACGUGUGUUUGGUACGCGUGUGUGUGGGUAUGUUCGUGUGCCGGCCAUGUGUGUUGGGUGUGUGUAGGUACGUGUGUUGGAAAUGUUGGUACAUGUGUCGGGUAUGUAUGUGUGUUGGGUACCUGUACGUUGGGUACGUGUUGGGUGCAUGUGUGUGUGGGUAUGUGCGCAGGGCUGGGUUUGGCACACUGAGUUCUAUCGUGCAAAGCAGUACACCCAUAGAGCGACCGUCCUGUCUGCCUGCUAAAACACUGGACUACUCAAGCACAUGAUGGAAUGCGCUAAUUUGGCCGAGUAAUCCAUCCAGUUAUGCAGCUCAGAAACUCAGCCAAAUGGACAAGAAACACGGUCCCACCCAACAGCCAUGGGCUCGCACAGAUUUAAUGACUGUGCUUUUUGUAAAAACUCUUAUCUCGGACAACCUGAAAUGUCCGUGUACUCACCCACAGUUUCACCUGUUUACAAAAAGGCCAGGGGGCCAAAAAAAACAUUUCAGACAAAAGGAUUCAUUCAUCUUAUAAGGGGGGUUGUGGAGGGAAGACCCAUGGUUUGGAGGUCCUACAGAUAUCGGUCAGUUUGUUCUUGUGCAUCGGUUGCUCCUUCCUGAUUCUGUCUGUUCCCCUGUCAUCCUGCCCUGCUGUUUCUCUCUUGUGUUCAGCGCCGUUAGCUCUUCAUUUGCGUGGCGAUAGGCUGGGGAAACCCCACGCCUCCUCCUGCGUGCCGCGUCAUUCCUCCUUUCUAUUAAAUUUCCCUGUCAGAGGCGUUUAUUAACAUAGUGCAGAUUUUACAUUUUUGUAAUGAAGAGGAAGUGUACAAAAUGUCUACCCCCAUCUCUCCAUCCCAAAGGGGGCGGUUCAAUAAUUACGACAGUUAUCUAUUAUGCUGAAAAAUAGAUUUUCGAUAAAUAUUUUAAGAGGACGUGGAUUUUAGACUGCCACUGAUAUUUGAAAGGUUAAUACAGUUCAGAACUGUUGCAUUUUUAAGGAUUGGAAAAAAAUGUUUUUUAAGACGUUUGAACUUUUGUUUCCAUUUUUUCCGGUUUUGUUCAUUUUUAGUGAAAUUACAUCUGUUGCAUUGAUUCAAGUUGUUCCUUUUUUUGUGUGUAGAUGCAUAUCGCUAUUUUACACAUGAUCAUAUUUAAUUUCUAUAUGUUUGGUUUCCCUUUUUGCAGAAAAUAAAUGCUUUUAGAUGUGA